Molecule: messenger RNA, 2501 nt
Organism: Haemorhous mexicanus (house finch)
Lineage: Eukaryota; Metazoa; Chordata; Aves; Passeriformes; Fringillidae
Gene: TEX261
Product: testis expressed 261
Exons: 6
Coding region: 108-698 (196 amino acids)
Biological process (GO): endoplasmic reticulum to Golgi vesicle-mediated transport
Cellular component (GO): COPII-coated ER to Golgi transport vesicle; Golgi membrane; endoplasmic reticulum membrane
Molecular function (GO): COPII receptor activity
Source: RefSeq, a predicted model, not a curated record
CUCGCUUGUUCCGGUGCCGCCUCUCGCUGGUUCCGGUGGCGGGCGCGGAGCGGGAGCGGCCCCGGGAGCGGCACCGGGAACGGUCCCGGGAGCGGCCCGGCCCCGCCAUGUGGUUCAUGUACGUGCUCAGCUGGCUGUCCCUGCUCGUGCAGGUGGCCUUUGUCACCUUGGCCAUCGCGGCCGGGCUCUACUACCUGGCGGAGCUGAUCGAGGAGUACACGGUGGCCACCAGGAGGAUCAUCAAAUCCAUGAUCUGGUUCUCCUCGGGGGUGCAGCUGGGACUGUUCCUGUUUGAGCACUUCCCGGCCCUCCUGGUGGCCACGGGGCUCUUCAGCAACCUCGUCUACCUGGGGCUGCUCCAGAGCUUCCCCUGCAUCGUCCUCACCUCCUCCAACUUCCUCCUCUCCUGUGUUUUGGUCGUGGUCAAUCACUACCUGGCAUUCCAAUAUUUUGCUGAGGAAUUUUACCUCUUCUCCGAGGUCCUGGCCUAUUUCACCUUCUGCCUGUGGUUGAUUCCCUUCGCCUUCUUCGUGUCGCUGUCGGCCGGGGAGAACGUCCUGCCCUCCACGGUGCAGCCCGGAGACGACGUCGUCUCCAAUUAUUUCACCAAGGGGAAAAGAGGGAAACGCUCCGGGAUUCUCCUGAUUUUCUCCUUCAUCAAGGAAGCCAUCCUGCCCAGCAGGCAGAAAAUUUACUGAAAUUUUGGGAAUAUUUGGGAAUAUCCAGAAGAUUCCCCAGCCAGAAUAUCCCAAAUUUUGCCCCUUUCUGGGAAUUCUUUGGGAAUUCAGAGACUUGGACACUCCUGGAGGUGCCGACCACGCUUGGGGUUUUUCCUGCUGAUUCCUUGGGAAUGUUUUCAUGGAAAAUCUUGGGAAUUUUGGGGGAAUUUUCCAGUUCCCUGAGGAUUUUUUUUUUUUUUUUUUGGAGCUGCUCCUGGAUUUUCCUGAGGGUUCCGCAGAGCCGUGAAUGAAAAAAAAAAAAAAUGGGAAAAAUAUCGGGAUAAAUCCAGAAGAUUCCACGCUGUCCCUUCAUCCCGUUUUUCCAGAAGGAAUGAUCCCAAAAAAAAAGAAAUCAGGAUUUGGGUGGUUUAAAUCCUGGAAAUUCCUGUUUUUCCCUCCGGCAAAGCCUUGGGAAGGAGUUGAUGGGAAGGGAUUUUCCCUGGGAAUCUCAGUUUUCCAAGGAAUCCCCAGAAUUCCGGGUUUUUCUGACCCUGCAGACGAGGGGGAAUGUUGAGAAUUCCCAGAUUUUUCCUUCCUUUUCCAAGUGGUGAAAAUCCUCCGAGGGAGCUGCAAAUUUCUUCUUUCCCAUGAGAAAAUUCCCUUUUUUUUUCUGGAUUUUUCCAUUCCCACCCCAGCCAGGCUUGGGAAUUCCCGAUCCAGAAGAUUUUUUUGAGGAAUUCCCCAAAACAAAUUCCUUUGGAAAAGCUGGAAUUUUGCUCUGAGACCUCUUGGAUUGGGAUUUUUUUGUUGGUUUUUUUUGGGUUUUUUUUCCCCUCUGGAUUGGCUGGAAAAUUCCAGGAUGGGAAUGAGAAAAAUCAGGAAUUCCUGAUUCCUUUGAAUCCUGAUUUUCCUGGGAAUUUUUCCAGCUGUUUUUCCAUAUUUUUCCAGCCUGGAUUUCCAGGAGCUGAAUCAGAUUUUAGGGAAAUUGUGGAAUUCCAUCAAUAUUUAACCAGGAAAAGGAAAUUUGGGGUGAAACUCCCGGAAAUUUGGGAAAAACAUUCCCAGAAACACUGAGAAUGAGGAAAAUUGAUGAAUAAAGUGGAAAAAUCCUGGAUUUUCCUUGGGGUUUGGAGGGUUUUUAUUGGGAUUGGGAUUUUUCCGGGUCCCUGGAAGUGUCCAAGGCCAGGUUGUGGAAUUUGGACGGAAUUUUGCCACGGGAAUUUCAGGAUUUUGGGGGAGAUCCAUGGAUUCAGAUCCCAGUCUGGGAUAAAGCUCCAUGAAACUUCCAGGAUUUGGAGAAGUCUGGGAAAAAUCUCCAGGAUUUGGGAAAAAUUCGUGAAGAAAACUCCAGGAUUUGAGAGAAAUCCAGGAAGAAACUCCAGGAAAGUUCCAGAAUUUGGGAAAAAUCUGGGUAAAAACUCCAGGAUUUGGAAAAAAUUCAGGAAGAAGCUUCAGGAAUGUUCCAGGAAUUGGAGAAAUUCAGGAAAAAAACUCCAGGAUUUGGAGAAGUCUGGGAAAAAUCUCCAGGAAUUGGGAAAAAUCUGGGAAAAUUUCUUGCUUCUUUUCCAUCAGGAAUUUCCCUUUUUUGGGUGUUUUUUUGGGCCUCUCCUUCCCUGUUUUUCUCCUGGAAAAUCCACAGGGAAAAGGAGCAGGAAUUCAAGGAAAUUUGGGAGAAAAAUCCCUCCCAGCCUUAAAUCUUUGAGUUCCAGCUGGAAAAGGAGGGAAAAAAACAAAUCCAAGGGAAUUCCCUGGGAAAGGAGCUUUGGAAUGCCAGGAAUAAUUCCAGGUGGAAUUCUCAAAUCCAAGGGAAAUAAAAGGAUUUUAUUUGGAUGUUGUAGGAAA